This is a messenger RNA of Dreissena polymorpha, 3040 nucleotides long. Its product is annotated as roundabout homolog 1-like. The record is from RefSeq and is a predicted model, not a curated record. Lineage: Eukaryota; Metazoa; Mollusca; Bivalvia; Myida; Dreissenidae. The coding region runs from base 371 to 3025 and encodes 884 amino acids. Gene Ontology annotation, molecular function: protein binding. The transcript is spliced from 14 exons.
GGGAUUCUGGACCUGACCGUAUGAAAGCCCCUCCUGACCUUACCAAGCUGCCAGGUUGCCCCGGAGAAGCCGGUUGUUAGCGACCUCAUGGAAACCAGUAUGCGGUUGUCAUGGCAGUUGACCCGCAUAACUGAUAACACCCGAUCCUCGGUUACCAAGUGGAAUACUUUGCCUAUGGCUCCACAAAGUCAUGGCAAGUGAGUGGGCUCCUGUACACAAAGACAGAUGUAACCAUCAUGGACUUGGCGCCAGACACGACGUACGUGUUCCUUGUGCGUGCUGUCAACAUGUACGGCAUGGGCGGACCCAGUCCUUUGUCAGACAAGAUUCGCACUCUAGCGAAAGGUGAGGCGUCGUAUCUGUCCCACCAAUGGUCAAUCUCCCAGAAGACAAGGUCGAUGAGAGGCUGAAGUCAGUCGGGGUUCGUCUGCUGCGUGGAGAGGCGGUCAACGAUAGCGCCAUACGCAUCAGCUGGACUGUGGACAAUGACAUGGGUGUGGUCACAGGCUUCCUGGUCGUGUACAAGCCCAUCCUCAACAUGGGUAACCGUGACAACCUGCAGUACGGCCCCACCCAUAAGCACCGCAUUGCGUACCGACCCCUCACCCACACCAUCACGGGGCUGGACAGUUACACGUACUAUGAGAUCUGUGUAUCGGCAGAGAGUGGUGUCAAGACAUCCUCUUGCAGUCAGCCGAUGAAAAUACAGACCGGUGAAUCAGUUCCAUCCAGUGCGCCACUGAACGUUGUCAUAAAUCGGGAGGGUGACACCACCAUCCUGGUCACAUGGUCAGCACCAGACGUGUCAAAAAGAAACGGGGAGAUCAUUGGAUAUAUGAUCAAAUGCCUCAGCGAGGACGGUCAACACAACUGUAGCCGCAGCGUGAAUGGUUCUACCCACAGCUUAAGACUCGAGAACCUUGUUGCUGGUAUGAACUACAACAUUGAGAUGGCUGCUGUAACUAGUCAGGGCACUGGGAAAUGGAGCUCCGUCUUUGCCAUUGGUCCCGAUAAUUCCGGAAUCACAAAGGAGCCGUGGUUUAUUGGAAUGAUCGGCGCCCUGGGUGGCAUUGUGUGGCUGGGACUCUGUAUCUUCACUGUGUGGCUGUGCCGGAACCGACAGAGCCGAAAGAAGUUAAAAGAGACAUGGUACAACUCUGGUGGUCAGAACGGCACAGAUAAAGUGAACGAAAGCAAUGGCAGUGUAGCGAGGAAAGGCUAUGGGAAGAAGGAGGAAGGUGAUGAUUCCGGAUUUCCGACGGAGUUGAACACGCUGCUGCAGCUGUCCCGUAAAGAGGCAGACGGGCCCCACGACCCUUACCUCCAGGGCGGGGCAGGACCACACCCUGAAAUGAAGACGUUUUAUCAGCAGUCAGGGCCUGUAACUCCAUAUGCAACGACUGCACUGCUACAAGCCCAGGCGCUGGCACAGGCUAGAAAACAGGGUGGAGACCAGAUGUUUCAGCCAAUCGGAGGAGGUUGUGUUCAGCACAGCCAUAGCGGAGGUUCUUGCGAGUCAAACACAGACAAGUCCAUAACCACAGAUGUAUCCGUUGAAAUGCACGAGGGCAACAAAAGUAAUAAAAGUUCCGCAUGUGAUAGCGGCAAUCUUUCAGAUGAGAACGGGAUGCUGUUAAAACAGGGCCGAAAGCCUAGCGGUUUUCGUCUCGGUCAGUCCCAGAAUCCUGGAGUGGUGAAUUGGAAUGACGUCCUCCCUCCCCCACCUACUCACCCGCCAACCGACGGGGAAUACCUACAGGAUGAGGGACUGUACUCAGAAAUCCCGGAGGAUCGAUCCCGUAGUGUAAAAUCUCCUGCCCAGAUAUCUGCUUGUUCUUGCCCCACCCCUCAUGGCCUGGUUUGUUCCCCAGGUCCUUACUGUGCAGCAUACUUGGACAGCUGUAACCGAUGUCAGUCCCUACGGAGUUUCGAUAAUCGCCCAUAUUCACCGCAGCAGUUAAUACAGCUGCAUCGCCAGCACGUGCCGCUUCAAGGUGUCACCCCUACCCACACGGCGCGGGUUCCCGGAAUGCAGCGCCCGGGCGGGACUCCCGUGUACAUGCAUGGGUAUUCCCAGCCCUGGGAUAGUCAGCCCUUUGCCCGGGGUCAGUAUGAGUACGAGUUUGCCAAUGACCCGAGGGAUGGUGGGUAUAAGUACACUGAGCCGGUUCAGGAUGGUUUGAUUCAGCAUCCGCAUGCCGCUACAAUGAAUCCAAUGAGGGGCAUGCAAAGGCUGGCUCCAACACACGUUGAUUAUAACGAUAGACAGUUUCAUUACCCAAAUUCUGGUUCCGAUGGUGGUAACAUUCCUGGUGGGCCACCAGGCAACUAUUGUGAAGGACCCUGUAGGGGGCAGACGGAAGCUGCGAAUGUUAUGAAUGCUAUGAGCAUGAGUGCGAGUUACCAUAGAAACUCUAGUGAAGAGAAUUCUCGCAAUCCGUAUCUGGAGGGCUACAAGAUUGAAUCUCCGCCCAGCAGCAGUGGUGACAGUGCGUACAGGGUGUGUAACAGUGGGGGUAGUCUGGCAGGAAGUGGGGGGGAUUCUGGGAGGUCAAGGUCGUCUGGAAAUCCAGGGAGACUACUCCAAGACGGGAAGAGUGUGCCGGAGGGCAAAUUUGAUAUUAACUACAGACAUCCAGGCUUUCAUUCUCGAUCUGAUAGUGGCGGCCCUCGUCCAUGCAUGAUUGACGAGGGUUACACCAGGAAUGCAGACUCUCCCGUUUCGGCGGAUGACCAUGAUUAUAACGACGGGUCAGAUCCAGGAACAGACGGGGGCAGCCAGAGAGACUCGCUGGUUGCAAACUGGGAGAGUAUGGACGACUGUAGCGGGGAACAUUCCAGUUCUAAUGAGGACGAUGAUGCUGACGCAGACAGCGCGGACGCCGACGAGGAUAGCCAGUUCCUGAACGAGGAGGACUUUGCUAGCGCCGUAGCCCGCGCUGCGCAGGAGUCUGGGCUCACUGUGGUAGGGUCAACUAUCAGUGAAGCCAAGGCCUCCAAAUCGGGUGAGUUGCAUUUAUCUUGAGCCUCACUCUGUGAA